GCCCAGGCCGGGACCUCGCAUGGAGUCGUGGCGGCGGCGCCCCUGUUGCCCGCUGCCUCUCUGGAGCCCCGGCGGCGGGGCGAAGCUCCUGCUCCUGCUUUUGACGGUGCGCCUGGGGAGCUGCACUGAUAAAACAGAUGAUGAGGAUGACGAAGACCUAGCUGGCAACAAGACAUGGGUGCUGUCCCCAAAGAUCCACGAAGGAGACGUCACUCGCAUACUGAACUCUUUACUCCAAGGCUAUGACAACAAACUUCGGCCAGACAUUGGAGUGACAACCACAGUAAUUGAAACAGAUGUCUAUGUUAACAGCAUUGGCCCGGUUGAUCCAAUUAAUAUGGAGUACACCAUAGACAUCAUUUUUGCCCAGACUUGGUAUGACAGUCGCCUGAAGUUCAAUAGCACCAUGAAAGUACUCAUGCUGAACAGCAAUAUGGUUGGGAAAAUCUGGAUUCCAGAUACUUUCUUCCGAAACUCAAGGAAAUCAGAUGCCCAUUGGAUCACGACUCCAAACCGCUUGCUACGCAUUAGAAAUGAUGGACGAGUAUUAUAUACUCUCAGGUUGACAAUUAACGCUGAGUGUUACCUUAAACUUCACAACUUUCCCAUGGAUGCACAUUCUUGUCCUCUGGAAUUUUCAAGCUAUGGAUACCCCAAGAAUGAAAUUGUAUACAAAUGGAAGAAAUCGUCAGUUGAAGUGGCAGAUCCAGAAUACUGGAGAUUGUAUCAAUUUGCAUUUGUAGGUUUAAGAAAUACAACUGAUAUCUCUCGUACGCAGUCUGGAGAUUAUGUUGUCAUGACGAUCUUCUUUGAUCUGAGCAGACGCAUGGGGUAUUUCACGAUUCAAACAUACAUUCCUUGCAUAUUGACUGUUGUUCUUUCCUGGGUCUCCUUCUGGAUUAAUAAAGAUGCAGUGCCUGCAAGGACUUCCUUAGGCAUCACCACCGUAUUGACGAUGACCACGCUGAGUACAAUUGCAAGGAAAUCUCUUCCCAAGGUUUCUUAUGUAACAGCAAUGGACCUUUUUGUCUCCGUGUGUUUCAUCUUCGUGUUUGCUGCCUUGAUGGAGUAUGGCACAUUGCAUUAUUUUACCAGCAACAAAAAAGAAGCCAAGAAGAAUGACAAGAGAGUCAACAAGAAACCUGUGAAUCCACCUGCUCUUGCUAUCCACCCUGGCUCUACGUUAAUUCCAAUGAACAAUAUCCAUCGCCUGCAAGAACACAAUGACCAUUAUGGCUACGAGUGCCUUGAAGGUAAGGACUGCUCCAGCUUCUUUUGUUGCUUUGAUGACUGCCGCACAGGAUCAUGGCGAGAAGGAAGAAUACACAUCCGAGUGGCCAAAAUUGACUCCUACUCUCGGAUCUUCUUUCCUACAGCCUUCACCCUAUUCAACCUUGUUUACUGGAUUGGUUACCUUUACAUGCAACCAAAAUACUACAUCAAGUGAUGGAUAUUUCUGAACUCUUUCUAUCCUAUAUGCUACACAUGUUAUGUGUUUAACAGUUUUUUGUUAAAAUUGUAGUUAAUCUGCUACCGACUGCCAUUCAAAUUGGAAAGUAAUAGUCUGCGAAAGAUCCCUAUUCCUAAUUAUCUACGAGAUAAAUUGAAGUUCAAUAGAAUUGUGCUCAGGCCUCGUUCCUACAGUCCCAGAACUGAGUAGUUAUCUCUACUGUUUUGUCAUUUCCUUUGCCACGCUGGAACUGAAGAAAUCGCACAGGAAUGGAAGAAACUAUGACAUCAUCAGAUAGCGCUACUGUAGGUCCUUUCCAAUUGAUCUUAUCUGGCAAUGCAGAAAUGACAACUAAAGC
Molecule: messenger RNA, 1808 nt
Organism: Heteronotia binoei (common prickly gecko)
Lineage: Eukaryota; Metazoa; Chordata; Lepidosauria; Squamata; Gekkonidae
Gene: GABRG1
Product: gamma-aminobutyric acid type A receptor subunit gamma1
Exons: 9
Coding region: 20-1447 (475 amino acids)
Biological process (GO): chloride transport; nervous system process; signal transduction
Cellular component (GO): synapse; GABA-A receptor complex; dendrite membrane
Molecular function (GO): GABA-A receptor activity; benzodiazepine receptor activity; GABA-gated chloride ion channel activity
Source: RefSeq, a predicted model, not a curated record